UUGUUGCACACUGCAUCAUGUUAAUAACUACUCACACUGCUUUCAAUUAAUCUAAUGCUGAUUGCUUCUAACCCUCACUAAACAGUUUUGAAAAUUGCUGUAGUUUAGCUGCGACGCUUAUGAUUAGAGUCAACAAUUUGAAAUGGCCAACUCACCUGAUGCGGUCGUCUCCUCUCAACCAGCUUUCUUAAGGUCUGGUUCAGUUUACGAACCUCUUAAAAGCAUUAAUCUUCCGAGACCUGAUAAUGAAACUCUGUGGGAUAAAUUAGAUCAUUAUUACAGAAUUGUCAAGGCAACAUUGCUGAUGUAUCAGAGUCCCACCACGGGUCUCUUCCCUACCAAAACAUGUGGUGAUGAUAAGAAGGCCAAGAUCCAGGACAGUCUGUAUUGUGCUGCUGCGGCCUGGGCCUUGGCUCUGGCGUACAGGCGCAUUGAUGAUGACAAGGGAAGGACCCAUGAGCUGGAGCACUCGGCUAUAAAAUGUAUGAGAGGGAUUCUUUACUGCUAUAUGCGUCAGGCCGAUAAGGUGCAGCAGUUUAAGCAGGAUCCACGCCCAACAACUUGUCUUCACUCGAUCUUCAAUGUGCACACAGGGGAUGAGAUGCUCUCCUGUGAGGAAUAUGGUCAUCUGCAGAUAAAUGCAGUGUCACUGUAUCUCCUUUACCUUGUGGAAAUGAUUUCCUCAGGACUCCAGAUUAUCUAUAACACUGAUGAGGUCUCUUUUAUUCAAAACCUUGUAUUUUGUGUUGAAAGAGUUUACCGUGUCCCUGAUUAUGGUGUCUGGGAAAGAGGAAGCAAAUAUAAUAAUGGCAGCACAGAGCUACAUUCAAGCUCUGUUGGCCUAGCAAAAGCAGCUUUAGAAGCAAUUAAUGGAUUCAACCUCUUUGGCAACCAGGGCUGUUCCUGGUCAGUGAUAUUUGUGGAUCUCGAUGCUCACAAUCGCAAUAGGCAGACAUUGUGUUCAUUGUUACCCAGGGAAUCCAGAUCCCAUAACACGGACGCUGCCCUGCUGCCCUGCAUCAGUUACCCUGCGUUUGCCCUGGAUGAUGAAGCGCUGUUUAGCCAGACACUUGACAAAGUGGUUAGAAAAUUGAAAGGAAAAUACGGAUUUAAGCGAUUCUUGAGAGAUGGAUAUAGAACGUCAUUGGAAGAUCCUAACAGACGUUACUACAAACCAGCUGAAAUUAAGCUAUUUGAUGGCAUUGAAUGUGAAUUUCCCAUAUUUUUCCUUUACAUGAUGAUCGAUGGAGUUUUUAGAGGCAAUCCCAAACAAGUAAAGGAAUAUCAAGAUCUUCUGACUCCAGUACUGCAUCAGACCACAGAAGGUUAUCCUGUCAUACCAAAGUACUAUUAUGUGCCAGCUGAUUUUGUGGAAUAUGAAAAAAGAAACCCUGGUAGUCAAAAGCGAUUUCCUAGCAAUUGUGGCCGUGAUGGAAAACUCUUUCUUUGGGGACAAGCUCUGUAUGUUAUUGCAAAACUUUUAGUUGAUGAACUAAUCAGCCCCAUGGACAUUGAUCCUGUCCAGCGCUAUGUUCCACUACAGAAUCAACGUAAUGUGAGCAUGCGGUUUUCCAAUCAGGGCCCACUGGAAAAUGAUUUGGUCGUUCAUGUAGCACUUGUAGCUGAAAGCCAGCGCCUGCAAGUUUUCCUCAACACAUAUGGUAUUCAAACUCAAACCCCUCAACAGGUAGAGCCCAUUCAGAUAUGGGCUCAGCAGGAGCUUGUGAAAGCUUAUUUCCAUCUGGGUAUCAAUGAAAAGUUGGGGCUCUCCGGAAGGCCAGACAGACCCAUUGGCUGCCUUGGGACAUCAAAGAUUUAUCGCAUUCUCGGAAAGACUGUGGUUUGUUACCCAAUCAUCUUUGAUUUAAGUGACUUCUACAUGUCUCAAGAUGUUUUGCUGCUGAUAGAUGACAUAAAGAAUGCACUACAGUUCAUUAAACAAUAUUGGAAAAUGCAUGGACGUCCACUUUUCCUUGUUCUCAUUCGGGAAGACAAUAUAAGAGGCAGUCGAUUUAAUCCUAUAUUAGAUAUGCUGGCAGCUUUUAAAAAAGGAGUUGUUGGAGGAGUCAAAGUUCAUGUUGAUCGUCUACAGACACUGAUCUCUGGAGCUGUAGUAGAACAACUUGACUUCCUACGAAUCAGUGACACGGAAGAAGUUCCAGAAUUUAAGAGUUUUGAAGAGCUAAACCUUCCCAAACAUUCAAAAGUCAAACGACAAAGCAGCACCCCCAAUGCUCCUGAACUGGAACAGCAGCCGGAUAUCGUGGCUGCAGAGUGGAAAAACAAACCCACCCAUGAAAUUCUUCAAAAAUUGAACGACUGCAGUUGUCUGGCUAGCCAAGCCAUCUUGCUGGGUAUACUGCUCAAAAGAGAAGGCCCCAACUUCAUCACAAAGGAAGGUACCAUAUCUGAUCACAUUGAGAGAGUCUAUAGAAGAGCUGGCAGCAAAAAGCUUUGGUCGGUUGUACGCCGUGCAGCAAGUCUUUUAAAUAAAGUAGUGGACAGCCUGGCCCCAUCCAUUACUAAUGUGUUAGUGCAGGGCAAACAGGUAACUCUGGGUGCCUUUGGGCAUGAAGAAGAGGUUAUCUCUAAUCCUCUGUCUCCAAGAGUGAUCAAGAACAUCAUCUAUUAUAAGUGUAACACCCACGAUGAGAGGGAGGCCGUCAUUCAGCAAGAACUGGUCAUCCACAUUGGCUGGAUCAUAUCCAACAACCCCGAGCUCUUUAUGGGCAUGCUGAAAAUACGAAUUGGGUGGAUCAUCCAUGCUAUGAAAUAUGAACUACAGAUUCGUGGUGGAGACAAGCCAGCCAUAGACUUAUAUCAGCUGUCACCUAGUGAAGUCAAACAACUCCUAUUGGAUAUUCUCCAGCCUCUACAGAAUGGGAGAUGUUGGCUGAACAGGCGUCAGAUCGAUGGGUCUUUGAAUCGAACUCCUGCUGGUUUCUAUGACAGAGUGUGGCAGAUCCUGGAGCGCACACCCAACGGCAUCAUGGUAGCUGGGAAGCAUUUGCCACAGCAACCAACCCUGUCAGAUAUGACCAUGUAUGAGAUGAAUUUCUCUCUUCUUGUUGAAGACAUGCUAGGAAGUAUUGACCAGCCAAAGUACAGACAGAUCAUUGUGGAGUUACUAAUGGUUGUGUCCAUUGUACUGGAAAGAAACCCUGAGCUCGAAUUUCAAGACAAAGUAGAUCUUGACAAACUGGUGAAAGAAGCAUUUCAUGAAUUUCAAAGAGACCAGAGUCGACUAAAGGAAGUUGAAAAACAGGAUGACAUGACUGCCUUUUACAAUACUCCCCCACUGGGAAAAAGAGGCACGUGCAGCUACUUGACAAAGGUGGUGAUGAACUUGCUGCUGGAAGGAGAAGUCAAGCCAAGCAAUGAUGACCCAUGUCUGGUUAGCUGAGGAGGAAGGCAGAAGACGCGCCGUUGAAACUCACUUUCUAGAAACUGUGUUAAGGUUUGUGUUGCAACUUAGAUAAAGCAGCUCUUCAUGCAACACUAGUGAUGCUGGUGAUGUGGCUGCCACGCCCUUAACAAAGCAGGGGCCUGCUCGUGCCGCCACCAGCCCAGUGGUAAGCGGUGCUAUUAAUCAGAUGAAGAGCAGGUCUUAGGAUUAUGCCAACUGCAAUAAUAGUGUUUACCGAACAGUAGAAAUAGCCUCUGAAUUGGAAGUUCACUACUGCACGUGUGUUUAAGGAUCAAAUAAGUCAUCAAAAUAAAACGUUGCUCAUUGCACUAAAUUCCCACCUAUUGCCAUGAAAAUGACAGAGUGGGGUUGAAAAGGUAGUGAAGGGAGGUGAAUGCUGUCUUGUGCAUUGUCAGGCUAGAAGAAAUGUCAGUAUGCCUCAAAAAGCCAAAUCACCCAGCUGACGUUUUGAUUCUCAGAAACUGCAUCAUUAUUUCAGUAGUUGGAGCUAUUGAAUCAUCUUUACUUUAUAAACAAGAUAGUGGUUUGUGUUUGUACUAACCAUAGGAUUGGAUUAAAAGACAAUACAAUAAAUCUAGACUGUGCCAAACACUUUUGACUUUGAAUUCUUAUGAAAACCAGAAUAUGUGUAAGAGUAUUCAGGAAUAUGGACUGUUAACAGUUUAUACUAGUAAAUAUAAAAUUAAAAGUCAUUAAAUUUUAUUUCUAAUUUAAUGAAUAUAUCUGAAACAUCCUUUGGUCUCAUCAUGCCUGAAUGUUUUCAUUUAAUUGAUCGGAAAUGAAAUGGGGGAGAAUCUCUGGUAUCCAUCAUCAUUGCAUAUUUUACUGCCAAAUUUGCUCAAUAAAAAUAGAAA
This is a messenger RNA of Condylura cristata (star-nosed mole), 4281 nucleotides long. It is a transcript of the gene PHKB, whose product is annotated as phosphorylase kinase, beta. Bases 143 to 3403 code for a protein of 1086 amino acids. Gene Ontology annotation, biological process: glycogen metabolic process. Gene Ontology annotation, molecular function: calmodulin binding. The record is from RefSeq and is a predicted model, not a curated record. Lineage: Eukaryota; Metazoa; Chordata; Mammalia; Eulipotyphla; Talpidae. Gene Ontology annotation, cellular component: phosphorylase kinase complex. The transcript has 31 exons.